Messenger RNA from Stegodyphus dumicola, 410 nucleotides. RefSeq names its product hemicentin-2-like. NCBI's taxonomy places the organism in Eukaryota, Metazoa, Arthropoda, Arachnida, Araneae, Eresidae. Gene Ontology annotation, cellular component: cell-cell junction; plasma membrane. The record is from RefSeq and is a predicted model, not a curated record. Gene Ontology annotation, biological process: cell-cell adhesion. Gene Ontology annotation, molecular function: cell adhesion molecule binding.
CUCCAGCUGGUUGGGUUCAACUAUUACUUCAGGAAGAAAAUCUCCUUAUUGUCGCAGGGGUCGCAGGAGCUAUAGGAAUUUUACUAAUUAUUCUUUUAACAACUGCUGUGGCCAUCGUCCUUAAACGCCGCAUGAAAGCUAACAGCAAAGAAGUUUUACAGGAAAGACAUCAUCCUGAAAAUGGCGACAGAGCAGCAGACUGUACACCCCUUGGAGCAUCUCCUUUGUUGUCUGGGCAUCGGCAAGACGACAGUCCAUUGCUGCGAAAGAAAUGCCCUGAUCAUGAAUUUGUCUAUCAUGACCCCUCCAUGGAAAAAGCCAAUGGCCUUUAUAGGAGUCAACAAGGCAGGAAACUCGUCGGAUGACAAAGAAUGAGCCGACCUGAGAUAAGGACCACUCUCAUGUAAAAG